AUGGCGCUGCAAUACCUCAAAGAAAUAGACGGAGACUUGGCCGAACGCGUCUCUGUUGUCAAGGACAUGGACCUUCGCUUGGUGCUGAUUGAUGCAACCAACGGGGUGGACAAAUUCUGCCAUCUUCAAGGGCUUCAGGAUUCGAGUUUGAGCCAUCCUGCUUUUUACUGUUUCUCCUGUUGGGGAGACACCGGCAGCAGAGGGAAGAAAGUGCAAACUAAUUUGCUGGGGCCAUUCUCAGAAGAGCAUAUGCGCAGCAAAGUGGAGGAGAUUUUUGAAGAGCGGACUGGAUGCAAGAUGGAGAAUCUCAAGGCCGGCGAUCGCGCUCUGCCAGGAAAGUAUUGGUUGCAACAACAAAUUGCCAAAGAGGCCGAAGAGGAAGGGACGUUUCGAUGGGAGUACUAUGUCGAUGACGGAGUGGAUGGUAAGCGCAAAGGGUGGCAUCCGUAUGAAGAUGAAGCCUCAGAGGAGGUUGAAGAGCUCUACUUGCAACAUGUCGCCAACGAAAAGGAGAGUCGAACCGCAACAAGAGUGAUUUCUUCAGGAUACUUCUCUUACAAGGUUGAUUUGCAGCGCAUGACGCAGCAGAACACCAAGACUGGCAAGGUUCGGACCAUUCGACGAACGGCUUCAGCCAAGGCUUCGAAGCCUCUGCCGAAAGGAUCGAAAGUGGCCAAGAAGACCGUGAAGAAGUUGCCUUCGAAGAGGGUGAAGAAGACAGUGUUGAAAAAACCAGCCGAGAAGGCUAUGAAGUCAAGGGUGAAGGCCAUGAAAGCCAAGUUGACCAAGAAAGCCAGUCCGAUUGCUUCAGGAAAGUAUGCGAAAUCAAAGGUGUGGAGUGGGAAAAAAGCAAAGACAUCAACUGGCUUGAAAAAGGCAGACUUGAAGAAGAAUAAGGAGGGAAAACUUGUGAGCAAGAAACAGUCUGAAGCUGGGAGGAAGGCCUUUGCACACGUUGCUUGUUGGAUUGCAGCCUGCAAACAAGCCAGAGCUGAGUUGGGCAUCACCGGCUUUGUUGCAGUGAAGAAGGGCACUCCCUUGUACGAGAAGGCAAAAGCUCUGCACCCAACAGCGAAGCCACACAUCCUUGAGGGGAGGAAGUAG
This is a messenger RNA of Durusdinium trenchii, 1104 nucleotides long. The record is from the annotation of a GenBank genome assembly. NCBI's taxonomy places the organism in Eukaryota, Dinophyceae, Suessiales, Symbiodiniaceae.